AUGCCAGCAAAGCAGGUGCACGUCUUUAAACGGCUCCCGCCCCCGCAUGCCAAUUUUUUUGGUCAAUCCGUCAAAACUGCCAUGAAGACGCACGCCACGCUCCUCGCUAUAUUCUUGUUUGGGUCGACUCUAGCAGCUGAGCCUCCUUCAGGUGGCCCCGAGGUGAAGCUACAACGUGGAGACUGUCCUCUCUUCUGGUUCAGUUUCAACGGCCGCUGCUAUAAGUACAUCAGCACGGGGAUGAACUGGGCCGAUGCCGAGCUCCACUGCAUGUCCCAGCAGGCCCACUUGGUGUCCAUCCACAGUCUGGAGGAGGAUAACUUUGUUAAGGUUCUUAUCAAGAACUUCGACCCCUCGGAGAAAGACACAUGGAUCGGGCUCAGUGACGUCCAUAAGGAGGGGAGGUGGAUGUGGUCUGAUGGGUCAAGGGUCAACUUUGGCUUGUGGUCUCCCAACCAACCGGACAACUACAACGGUUAUGAGGACUGUGUCGUCACCAACUACUAUAUUGAUCGCAAAUGGAACGACGGUCACUGUACUAAUAACAAGUUUGCUUUUGUUUGCGCAUCAAUUGUAGCGUGUCUUUAAAUUGGUCUUCUUACAUACAGAUGACUUCCAAAAUAA
Messenger RNA from Doryrhamphus excisus (bluestripe pipefish), 624 nucleotides. Its product is annotated as C-type lectin Cal-like. The record is from RefSeq and is a predicted model, not a curated record. NCBI's taxonomy places the organism in Eukaryota, Metazoa, Chordata, Actinopteri, Syngnathiformes, Syngnathidae.